AUGCCGGUUCAAGCGGCAACUUUUGAGAUCAAGCCGAGUACCAUUCAACUUUUGGAAAAUCGUUGUGCCUUCUUUGGGUUGAGUCACGAGGAUCCGAAUGAGCAUAUCGCCAAGUUUUUGGGUGUUCUAAACACAUUCAAGCUUCAUGGGAUAACGGCGGACCAAAUUAAGCUUCGGAUGUUCCCCUUCUCUUUGAGGGACAAAGCUAGCAUUUGGUUACAUUCUCUACCAAAUGAGUCUAUUCACAAUUGGAGAGAGUUGGCUCAAGCUUUUCUCAACAAAUAUUUCCCUCAUGGCAAGACUACAAAGUUGACUAAAGACAUACUUGAGUUUGUCCAAUUUGAAGGAGAAUCACUUCAUGAGGCGUGGGAGCGGUUCAAGGAUUUACAACGGAGUGUGCCUCAUCAUCGGCUCAAUAGAGAGCAUGUUAUACAAAUAUUCUAUGAUGGGACAAAUGUCACUACCCGAGCUACUAUUGAUGCGGCUUCGGGCGGUUCGCUUAUGCAAAAGACUUAUGAAGAAGCUCUUGAAUUAGUGGAAAAAUUAGCCGUGGUUAGUAGUACUUGGGGUCCUAUGGAGAGAAGAGCGCCACCAAAUCAAAAGUCACUCAUGACUCUUGAUCAAGUGAGGGAGAUGGAGUCCAUAAAAGCCACAAAUGCUUCGCUUCAAGCUCAAGUGGAUGCUCUCAAGAAACAAGUCGCUCCUAUGCAAAGAAAUGCUCCGGUGGCUUAUGUUCAAGUCGGUUGUGAGUUUUGUGGUGAUUUUGGCCAUUCGGGAGGAGAGUGCCUAGUUACGGGUCAAGCCUUGAGUGAGCAAGUGAAUUACAUUGGGGGGCAAAGGGGCAAGGCAAUGCUCAAGGGUCUAAUCAAGCGGGUCCAAGCUUCCAAAGCAACAAUAGGCCUCCACAACAACAAGGUCACUAUCAAGGAAACCCGAACCAUGGAAACAAUUAUAGUGGAAGACCCCAACACCCUCCGGGUUUCCAACAACCACGGAACACGGAUGAGGGAAACGUGCUUGCCAAGACCACAAGGGGGAUUGCCCUCUACUACGGAGAAUAACCCAAGGGAGCACCUAAAAGCAAUAGAGCUUCGGAGUGGGCGAAACUUGGAAAAAGCUAAUGGUAAGAAGCAUGUGGUUGAGGAAGAUGAGCCUCAAGUGGUGAUUGAUGUUGCUAGCUCUAGUCAAGAGCCACCUAUUGUUUGUGAGGAGGUGGCUAUUGAGGUUGAAGAGCCUUAUGUGAGACCGCCACCGCCACCACCCUUGGCGGAUGCACUCCGAGAGAUGCCGCAAUAUGCCAAGUUCUUGAAGGACAUCAUUACCAACAAACGGAGUUGGGAUAGUGGUGCAACGGUUCCCAUUCCGGAAGUGUGUAGCUCAAUCAUUUUGAAUGAUCUACCGGCUAAGUUGAAGGACCCAGGGAGUUUCUCUAUACCUUGCACUAUUGGCACUAUGAGUUCAAUAAAUUGCUUAUGUGAUCUUAGUGCUAGCAUUAAUCUUAUGCCUUUAACUCUUUUCAGGGCAUUAUGUGGAGAUCAAACCGUGAAGAGCACCUCGAUGGUACUCCAACUAGCGGAUCACUCAUUGAAGAGGCCGUAUGGGAUUGUUGAAGAUGUUCUCGUGAAGGUCGAUAAAUUCAUCUUUCCGGUGGACUUUGUUGUGCUUGAUUAUGCGGUCGACAAAGAUUGCCCCAUGAUUCUUGGGCGCCCUUUUCUCAAUACGGGGCGAGCAUUGGUUGAUGUUAAUGCGGGAAAGAUAACAUUGAGAAUGAAUGAUGAGAGCAUAGAAUUUGACAUGAGGCAUGGAAAAAGCAAGUGUGAGGAGGAGAAAUGUAUGAAGAUUGAUGCUAUUGAACCCACAUUGCAUGUGCCUAUGAAGGAGGUUCAUAAGAAAGAACCCAAAAUUGUGUGUGCAAAAAUCAAGAUGACACCUCAUGUCAAGCCACGUAAGGGAAAACCAAGACAUUGGGCAUCAUGGAAGUUGAAGCUCAACGGCAUAGCAACCGCAAGCAAGAGAUAA
Mercurialis annua (annual mercury) is the source of this 2019-nucleotide messenger RNA. RefSeq lists its product as uncharacterized. Lineage: Eukaryota; Viridiplantae; Streptophyta; Magnoliopsida; Malpighiales; Euphorbiaceae. The record is from RefSeq and is a predicted model, not a curated record. The transcript has 4 exons. Bases 1 to 2019 code for a protein of 672 amino acids.